This is a messenger RNA of Petromyzon marinus (sea lamprey), 1513 nucleotides long. It is a transcript of the gene SPEF1, whose product is annotated as sperm flagellar 1. Gene Ontology annotation, molecular function: microtubule binding. Gene Ontology annotation, cellular component: axoneme. The record is from RefSeq and is a predicted model, not a curated record. NCBI's taxonomy places the organism in Eukaryota, Metazoa, Chordata, Hyperoartia, Petromyzontiformes, Petromyzontidae. Gene Ontology annotation, biological process: regulation of cytoskeleton organization.
UGUCCCCACCCGUCUCCAUAGCGACGCCGCGUAAACAAACGCGUUGUACCGCCACACUCAGUCGGCUCUCUGUGCUCGAGAGACAGCGACAAAGCUCACAGGUACCUGGGCAGUUCGAGGCGAGCUCUGCGUGCGUGUCUCUGCCUGUGUCCGCGCGUGUGUGUCCGUGUGUGCCCGGCAACGAGCUCAUCACAGUUUGUCCCAUGGCCACAAUGAGCCAGCAGCAGCGGCAGCGGCGGCCUGGGGGCUGCGCGCUGCCCGGGCAGCAGGGCUCCUCGUCCUCCUCGUCCCUCUCCUCGGGGCUGAUGGUGCCCGAGGGCGGCUUGGACGAGGAGGCCCUGCAGGAGCUCUACGCGUGGAUCGACACCGUGCCGCUCUCUCGGCCCAAGCGCAACAUCGCCCGCGACUUCAGCGACGGCGUGAUGGUGGCUGAGCUGGUCAAGCACUUCUUUCCCCGGAUCGUGGAGAUGCACAAUUACAUCCCGGCCAACUCAGUGCAGCAAAAACUCAGCAACUGGAAUACGCUGAACAGGAAGGUGCUCUCCAAGCUGUGUGGAAUGCACGUCCCGGUGGACGUGGUGCGUAGCGUGACGGGGUGCAGCCCCGGCGUGGUGGAACUGGUGCUGCACUCGCUGCGGCUCAAGCUUCAGGAAAAGACGCAGGAGAAGCAGCAGCGGCGACAGCAGCAGCAGCAUCAUCAUCAUCAGCAGGGCAAGGGCCCUAUGAAAAAUGGGCAGGAUGUGGAAUACUACAGUACCAACAUGCAAUCUCCAGCCCGAUCCCCACACGUGCAAAGGGGAGCAGGAGGAACCAGCAACCCUGCCAACCACCAGUCACCUGGGGCAGGGCCUGACACCCUUCAAGCACGGCUCGACCCCGAAGCGAGACUUCUGCUACAAGAACGAGACCAGGCCCUGAGGGCAGCCCAGGAGACCGUGCUGCUGCUGCAGGCGAAGGUGCAGCGGCUGGAGCAGCUGGUGCAGAUCAAGGAUGCACGCAUCGCCGAGCUGACGAAGACACCACCUCCGGCGCCAGAUCGUCGCCCUGCCAAGAGAUGAUGACAUCGAUGAUUCUUACAACUUCCCUGCCGCUGGGUAGCAGCUCGGCAGUCAAUGCCCUCGCCACUCAGCCAGUUUGCACAGCAUUGACAGUUCAUUUAGCACAGUGGCCUAGUAAUUUAUACAAGGAAUUACCAAAGCGGCAAACGCUACACGCUAAGCUGAUUGACACGUAGGGCAACGUGACAUCGUGGGAAUAUUCAGAUGCCAUGAGGUCUAAAUGUGUGUAAUCAGAGCAUGUAUUCGUGUUUUGCCUUGGUCCUGCACAUUGCUCUUUUCUCAGCUGAUAGAGAUUUAUAUUGGCUAAAAAUGAUGAAAACGUGAAUUACUCAAAGUGUCUCUUGUAAUGUAAUGUGGAUACGAAACACUUGAUAUAUUCUGUAAACGAAGGUAUACAAUGCGUAAUUUAAAAUGUUGUCACAUGUAAUGAAUAAUAAAAUGACUUCCCACAAUGA